Molecule: messenger RNA, 2160 nt
Organism: Penicillium soppii
Lineage: Eukaryota; Fungi; Ascomycota; Eurotiomycetes; Eurotiales; Aspergillaceae
Product: threonine--tRNA ligase THS1
Exons: 5
Coding region: 1-2160 (719 amino acids)
Biological process (GO): threonyl-tRNA aminoacylation
Cellular component (GO): cytoplasm
Molecular function (GO): ATP binding; threonine-tRNA ligase activity
Source: RefSeq, a predicted model, not a curated record
AUGUCAUCUGAAGCCCCCAAGGAUCUUCCCGUGCGGCCUGCCGCCGAAGCGCAGGCUGACAACGCCUCCGAAGCCGCUGCUGCCCCGCCGAAGGAUGCGAAAGCGAAGUCUAAGCAGGCACCGAGCCCUGAUGUUCUCCCUGAGGUCAUGAUCGAACGCAACAAGCUAUUCGAAGAGCUCUGGCAACAAUACCUCGAAGAGACCAAGACCCCCUACGAGACCACCCCAGGAUCCUUCCUGCGAGACGUGCCCAAGGACCUGAGCGCCAAUAUUGUUAUUGCUAAGGUUGAUGGAGAGUUGUGGGAUCUGAAUCGCCCUCUUGAGAAGGACUGCCAGGUUCUUCUUGUGCCCUUCAGCAACCCCGAGGCCCGCGAGGUCUUCUGGCACUCUAGUGCUCACACUCUGGGAGAGGCAUGUGAAUGUGAAUAUGGAUGUCUUCUUUCCCAUGGUCCCCCUACUCCUCAGGGUUUCUUCUACGACAUGGCCAUGCCUGAUGGACGCGUUGUUCGAGAGACAGACUGGAAAGCGCUUGACACCAGGGCGUCGCGCAUCUUCAAGGAGAAGCAAAGCUUCGAUCGAUUGGAGGUCUCCAAAGAGAACCUCAAGAAGAUGUUUGCCUACAGCAAAUACAAGCUGCACUACAUUGACAAGCUCGUGACUGGCGAGAGCAGCACCGUCUACCGUUGCGGUACCCUCGUCGAUCUCUGCCGUGGCCCUCACAUUCAAAACACCGGAAAGAUAAAGACGUUCAAGAUCAUGCAGAACUCAUCAGCCUACUUCCUUGGUGAUCAAAGCAACGACUCCCUGCAGCGUAUCCGUGGCGUUGCCUUCCCCGACAAGAAGCUAAUGGCUGAGCACCUGCAUUUCUUGGAGGAAGCCAAUAAGCGUAAUCACGUUAAAAUAGGUCAAGAGCAGGAGCUUUUCUUUUUUGAUGAAGUGUCCCCCGGUUGUCCCUUCCUCCUCCCUAACGGAGUCAAGAUCUUCAACCAGCUCCAGUCUCUCCUGCGCACCGAGUACCGCAAGCGUGGCUACCAGGAGGUCCAGACUCCCAACAUGUACGACGUUGGCAUCUGGAAGACUUCCGGUCACUGGGCUCACUACAAGGAUGAUAUGUUCAAGCUUGAUGUCGAGAAGCGGGAUUGGGCCCUUAAGCCCAUGAACUGCCCUGGCCACUUUGUUCUCUUUGGACACCGCGAGCGUAGUUACCGUGAACUUCCCAUGCGCCUUGCCGACUUUGGCGUCCUGCACCGAAACGAGGCUUCUGGUGCUCUGAGUGGUCUUACACGAGUGCGAAAAUUCCAACAAGAUGACACUCAUAUUUUCUGCACCCAAGAUCAGAUCAUUUCCGAGAUUGCCGGUCUGUUUGACUUCUUGAAGUCCAUCUACGGUCUCUUUGGUUUCACCUUCAAGCUUAAACUCUCUACUCGUCCUGAGAAGUACCUCGGAGAGUUGUCGACCUGGGACUAUGCUGAGGAUCAGCUCAAGGCAGCCCUGACUCAAUUUAUGGGCGAUAAUUGGACCAUUGACGAGGGUGACGGUGCGUUCUACGGACCCAAGAUCGACAUUACAAUUGCCGAUGCGCUCCAGCGCGAGUUCCAGUGUGCCACUAUUCAGCUUGAUUACCAGGCUCCUAUCAACUUCAAGCUGGAGUACAUGACAAAUGAGGUGGGCCAGGCAGUCCUGGAGCAGCCCAAGGAGGGUGAGGCUAAGAGCGCCGAGCUUGGUCCCGGCCGCGCCCGUCCCGUUGUCAUUCACCGUGCCAUUAUUGGCAGUUUUGAGCGAUUCCUGGGUAUAUUGAUUGAGCACUUCGGCGGCAAGUGGCCCUUUUGGCUCAGCCCCCGCCAGAUCCUCAUUGUUCCCGUCAUGCCGACGGUGAACGAUUAUGUCGUGGAGUUGCAGGAGCUCCUGCGUGGCGACAAGCUCAACGUCGACAUUGACAUUAGUGGCAACACCAUGCAGAAGAAGAUCCGCACUGGCCAGCUGGCUCAGUAUAACUUCAUCUUUGUCGUCGGUGCCUCUGAAAAGGAGGCUCGCACUGUCAAUAUCCGUAACCGUGACGAUCCCGCCACCCAGAAGCAGGGCGUCAUGGUGCCUCUCGAGGAGGCGCGAGCCAAGCUCAAGUCUCUGCGGAAGGAGCGUCGGUUGGAGAACAAGCUGUAA